This is a messenger RNA of Coregonus clupeaformis (lake whitefish), 1340 nucleotides long. RefSeq names its product aldo-keto reductase family 1 member A1-A-like. NCBI's taxonomy places the organism in Eukaryota, Metazoa, Chordata, Actinopteri, Salmoniformes, Salmonidae. The transcript has 6 exons. Gene Ontology annotation, cellular component: cytosol. Gene Ontology annotation, molecular function: aldose reductase (NADPH) activity. The coding region runs from base 1 to 486 and encodes 161 amino acids. The record is from RefSeq and is a predicted model, not a curated record.
AUGGCCACCUACUCAUCCCUGGCUUCCAAUGGCCUCGUGAAGCAGGAGGUGCUGGCGGCUCUAGACUGUGGCUACAAACACAUUGAUUGUGCUGCAGCUACAGCCCUGCGUCAUGAGGAUGUGUUUCUGACCUCUAAGCUGUGGAACACCCAGCAUCACCGUGACUAUGUAGAGACAGCCUGUAGGAAGAGUCUAAUACACCUGGGACUGGACUACCUGGACCUCUACCUCAUGCACUGGCCCAUGGCCUUCCAGCGUGGGACAGAGCUGAUGCCCAAGCGGGCCGAUGGGAGUGUGUGUUACGACAACAUACACUACUGGGAAACCUGGGUUGCCAUGGAGAACCUGGUUGAUAAGGGGCUGGUCCGAGCCAUCGGUCUGUCCAACUUCAACGGCAGACAAACAGAUGAUGUCAACACCCUCGCCAAACACUGUGGUCAACCAGGUGGAGUGUCCCAGGCCGAGCUGCUGAGUCACUGCAGGUAGGUGUUUGUGUGUGUGUGUGUGUGUAUUCCAGGGCGGUAGAUGUAGGUGUGACGGCCUACAGUCCCCUGGGUAGUGCUGACCAGCCCAGGGACUCGCCUGACGAACCCUGCCUGCUGCAGGACCCUGGACUGGGGGCUAUCGCCAACCACCACAGAAAGACCCCUGCUCAGGUCAUACUCACGUAACACUCAAACACUUCAGUGUAACUAACUAGCUGUAGUGUAAUAGACAAUGCUCAUGUGUCUGUGUCUCCAGGUGGCAGGUAGAGAGAGGGGUGGUCUGCAUCCCCAAGAGCGUCACUCCCUCCAGGAUCCAGCAGAACCUGCAGGUCAGGAGGACAGCGCCAUCUAGUGGAAACCAGUUUGGAAACUACUCACCUCUUCCCCCAAAUGUGACUUUUCGCGAGAGAUGGAGCUGGCUGAGUCUAGGAAACAACAGGCUAUAAUUCUGUGUAGCUGCUGUGAUUGUUUUCUUGAAUGGGCGUUUGUUUGUCUGAUUGACAGGUGUUUGACUUCUCCUUUCGGAUGAAGACCUGAAGCAGAUCGAGUCGUUCAACAGAAACGAGAGGUACAUCGUCCCGGCUGUGGAGAGGGACGGAGAGUGGAGGGACGCAGACCACCCUCAUUUCCCCUUCAACGAUCCUUACUGACCUGAUCUAGAGACAGAUCUACUGACCCCACAUCUAGAGACAGAUCUACUGACCCCACAUCUAGAGACAGAUCUACUGACCCCACAUCUAGAGACAGAUCUACUGACCCACAUCUAGAGACAGAUCUACUGACCCACAUCUAGAGACAGAUCUACUGAAUCCUCGUACAUACAGUACCAGUCAAAAGUUUGGACACACCUACUCA